CGGGAUUCGUCGAAUAUGUGUACGCCGAUUCUAAUGGAGUUCCCCCUUGAACAGGUGACUGAUAAUAGCCCUGGGACGGCGGUUGGACGCCGCCGUAGUUGUGCUCGUAGUCGUAGUACGUCGGGUAUACAUCUUGCGGCAUGCUGCGCCGGGGCGCCUGCUGCAUGAUCAGGUGGCCGUGGUGAUGAUACUGCAACUCGGCCUCCGACGUAGUGCUAUCCGGGCUGCCGAUGCUUUCGGGCUCGUCGACGAGCAGAGCUUCUUCGAGCACAGGCCGGUACUCGCAGUGCAGCUUGCGCUUCGUGCAUCGCUCGCACGUCUUCAGUGGCUGAUCUUCUUUCACCAGGCACUGAAAACAGAUCAACGGAGGUUGGUUAGUUGUUCGUGCAGGCCAUGGGAGUGCGCCGACGCGCCAACGCGAAAACGGGAGGGGGGUAGUCAGAAGAAGUCGGGAUCAUGGCUGAGUGAGCUCGUUGCUUCAGCUAUGGAGGAUUGCAUUUCAUUUCAUACAGCACAAUCCUUAUAUGCCCUCACAGUUUAUGUCAACUGCGGUGCCGGCAAGAUCGCUGUGCCGGAUUGAGUCAUCCUAUUUCUGGCCUCGAUGCACAUCCAUCAUCCGUUCCAGCCAGUAGACCCAAUCCGUUCGCGGUCGUUCCGAGUCCUGAAUGAUUGAAGCACGGCGGAUGAUCCCCUGCGAAGGAGCGCACUGUGUGUCGAAAGAAAGUUGGUAGGCAUGCUAUUUGGCAGAUCGACA
Messenger RNA from Mycena citricolor, 754 nucleotides. Lineage: Eukaryota; Fungi; Basidiomycota; Agaricomycetes; Agaricales; Mycenaceae. The record is from the annotation of a GenBank genome assembly.